Messenger RNA from Eucalyptus grandis, 669 nucleotides. RefSeq names its product heme-binding protein 1. The transcript is spliced from 2 exons. Lineage: Eukaryota; Viridiplantae; Streptophyta; Magnoliopsida; Myrtales; Myrtaceae. The record is from RefSeq and is a predicted model, not a curated record. The coding region runs from base 1 to 618 and encodes 205 amino acids.
AUGGAGAGAUCGUCAAACAUAUUGGCAUUGUUCUUGUGUUUACUGACAAUAAUCCCUUCCGAUCAUGCAAUCGAAUCGCCUCAAUACACAGUGGCGUUGUUGGCCAGUGAUUUCGAGAUCAGGCUCUAUAGGAAUUCCACCUGGAUGUCUGCUCCUCUCCAAGGAACCUCCUUCGAGGAGUCCACAAAGGAAGGAUUUCACAGGCUGUACCAAUUCAUUCAUGGCGCGAACCUCGACUCCUCUGAAAUCAAUAUGACCUCUCCUAUCGUGACGAGCAUUGCGCAAUCUUCUCAAGGGUCCUUCAGCUCAUACUGGGUCAACUUCUAUUUACCGGCCAAGUUCCAAGGAGCUCCUCCAGAGCCUUAUCUCGAGCUGAACUUGAAACUUGACGAGCGGAAAGCACGAUGCGUGGCCGUGAGGAAGUUCUCCGGGUUCGCUAGGGAUGAUAACAUCGAUGAAGAAAUGGAGGCUCUCGUGGCCAGCUUGGACAGCUACAUGUCUGGCGGGAUUGUUAAGGACGACACGAACGUGUUCGCAAUCGCACAGUAUAACGCUUCGUAUCAUCUCUCGGGACGCUUAAAUGAAGUUUGGCUUAAGGUCGGUUUCCCCGGUUGUUGAUAAAUGUCAACCUUAAGCAUGGUUGCAGAUAAAUGUCAACCUUAAGCAUGU